Messenger RNA from Camellia sinensis, 2824 nucleotides. Its product is annotated as trihelix transcription factor DF1. The record is from RefSeq and is a predicted model, not a curated record. Lineage: Eukaryota; Viridiplantae; Streptophyta; Magnoliopsida; Ericales; Theaceae.
ACCCCUCUCUCUGUCUACACCAAAUUUUCUUUUUCCUUUUUUUUUAUUAUAUAUAUUUAUUUAUAUGUUUUUUUAUCUUUCCGAUCAGUUUUUAUUCUUUACUGAGACAACCCAAGUGAUCCUUCUGGUGUUCUUUAAAAAAGAGAGAGAGAGAGACAGAGAAAAAUAAAAAAGAAAAAAAAGGAGAGACUGGAGAUUCCACAGCUAUAAAAAGAAAAGAAUUGUUUGUUUUUCUUUUGAAUUUUUAUUUUGAGGAGAGGAGGUGAGAUUGACAGGCAGAUCCCACCGAAAUAAAUAAAUAAUUUCACCACACACCCAUCUCCAUAAAACCCCCAGAAUUCACCAUCAUUUCCAUAUAUUUAUUUUAUUUUAUUUUAUUUUAUUUUUCGGCUGUAAGUAAUUGCACAGAGAGAGAUACAGAGAGACGCGCGCGAUGCUGGGCGUUUCAGGAAUCUUGGGAAACUCCGGUGGUGAUGCUCCCCAACCUCACGAAAGUUCCGCCGCCACCACCAGCGGCGGUGAAGUGGGUGUUGCUGGGUCAAGUACGGCAGGUUUGAGUGAAGAAGAAAAGUUGAGAAUUGAAGAAGGAGAUCGGAAUUCGGGUGGAAAUCGGUGGCCUCGUCAGGAAACGUUGGCUCUGUUGAAGAUAAGGUCCGAUAUGGACGUUGCGUUUCGUGACUCCAGUCUUAAAGGCCCAUUAUGGGAACAAGUUUCCAGGAAACUAGCCGACCUUGGUUUUCACCGAAGCGCCAAGAAAUGCAAAGAAAAAUUCGAGAACGUUUACAAGUACCACAAGAGAACCAAAGAAGGCCGAUCAACAAAACCCGAUGGCAAGACCUAUCGGUUUUUCGAUCAACUAGAGGCCCUCGAAAGCCAGCCACCACUUUCGUUGCUUCCACCACCGCCAAGAUCUCAAACCCAUCAGGCAGCACAAUCACCGAAUCCGGUGGCGGUCGCAAUGCCAAUGUCAAUGGCAAUGCCGGCGAGUGCUAAUCUUCCAAUCGUCUCACAAGUCACUGUUCCAUCAACAGCAAACCCUAUUAGUGUAUCACUCAAUAUAAACCCUACAAAUCCUUUUCCAUCAAACCCAUUUCCACCACCACCACCACCACAGCCGGUGCCCGCAACAACCACCACAAUUCCAAACCCUAUAAAUCUUUCUCAAAGUACUCCAAUUCCAUCGUCUCAUCCGAAUAUGUCUUCAAGUUUUGCAUCUAUUUCGUCGUCUUCUUCAACUUCAUCAGACGAAGAGCCCGAGAGGCGGGGCAAGAGGAAGAGGAAAUGGGAGAGCUUUUUCCAGAGGCUAAUGCAGGAGGUGAUUGAGAAGCAAGAGGAGAUGCAGAAGCAAUUUCUGGAGACAUUGGAAAGCCGCGAACGAGAUCGAUUGGCGAGAGAAGAGGCUUGGAAGGUACAAGAAAUGGCUAGAAUGAAUAGAGAGCAUGAUCUUUUAGUCCAAGAAAGAUCCAUUGCGGCUGCGAAAGAAGCUGCUGUGAUUGCAUUCUUGCAGAAAGUGUCUGAACAACAAAUCCCGAAUGUGCCCCAAAUUCAAAUGCAGAUGCAAGUACACACCCAAGAAAAUCCCAUCCCACCACCAGCAGCAGCAGUACAACAACCACCACCACAACCACAACCACAACAACCAGCAGCAGUACAACCACCUCCACCAAUAGUACAACCAACACCACAGCCGCCACUCCAACUACAACCACCAAUACAAUCGUCUGCAAAAAGUCUUGUUAAUCCCAAAACUGAUAAUGGAGGUGAGAAUUUAGCCUCGCCGAGCUCUUCUAGAUGGCCAAAAGCAGAAGUUGAAGCUUUGAUUAGUCUUCGGACAAAUCUGGAUCUCAAGUACCAAGAAAACGGACCCAAAGGGCCUCUGUGGGAAGAAAUAUCAAAUGCAAUGUGCAAAAUCGGAUACAACAGGAACCCAAAGAGAUGCAAAGAGAAAUGGGAGAACAUAAACAAGUACUUCAAGAAGGUAAAAGAGAGCAACAAGAAGAGACCCGAGGACUCAAAGACUUGUCCAUAUUUUCACCAGCUUGAUGCUCUAUACAAAGAGAAAGCAAAGAUUGAUAAUAGUACGAAUUGUUUCAAUCCUGGUGGUGGGUUUGCUGGUAUAAAGCCUGAAAAUCCAAUGGUGCCAAUAAUGGUUCAACCAGAACAACAAUGGCCACUUCAACAAGAACAACAACACCGGCCCGAGGAAGAUCGCGAUAGCGAAAAUAUUGAUCAAAACAAUGACGAUGAUGAUGAUGGAGACGAAGAUGAUGAUGAAGAUGAAGCGAGUGGUUAUGAGAUUGUAACAAACAAGCCAUCUUCGGUGGGGAUGGUUGAGUGAGUAAGUGAGUGAGUGAAUGAGAAAGAGAAGAGAAAUGAGAAGGUCUCUCAAUCGCAAGAGUUUCAAAAAUGUGGGAGUGUGUGGGGGUGGGGGUUGGGAAAGUGAUCUGAGCUGAGCUUAUCUGUGGGUCAGAUUGCAGAAGUUGUCGGCGGGAGGGGCGGGUAUGUGGGUCAGAUUCCGGAUGCAAGGAGAUGCGAGGGUGAGGGGUGAGGAUGGGGGUGGUGAAAAUUUGACAUACAUACGCGGAAACACAUGGGGGUUGUAACUUGUAAGCUAUUUUAUGUUUAUUUUUAUAAUUUAUUUAUUAUUUUGCUAAGUAAAUAAAUUGAGGGAGAGAAAAAUAGAAGAGAGUAGAGAGCAGGGUUAAUUUCAAAGAACAAAAUAAAGAUAGUGUUGUAUUUUUUUUUUUUCUUGGUUGUAAAUUUGAUAAAUGGUCACUAAAAGUGUUUGUUUCUUGAUGAGCAUAGUUUGAGUCUUUUAUAAUUA